Molecule: messenger RNA, 3355 nt
Organism: Porites evermanni
Lineage: Eukaryota; Metazoa; Cnidaria; Anthozoa; Scleractinia; Poritidae
Source: the annotation of a GenBank genome assembly
AUGGCGGCAAGCGAAGCCAUCUUAAGUUCGUGGAAAACUCCGUUUUCUACCCCGAUUAGAAAGGACGAAAACGCUUGUCGAGAUUUAUUUCAAAAUUCCGAAAAGCUUCUGGCUUCUGCAGUCUCGAUUUGCCGGCUUAAAGGUAGCGUAGAGUGUCAAACCGGUGGUUUAAUUACGGUAUGCGAGGAGCUUCAAAGCCUCAUUCGCUUGGCUUUCACAGGUGAGCUUGUUACUGUUGUUACGCAUACUGUUGUGUUUGAUGCUCUUCCAGCCGACCUAAAACGCUUUGAUUUUUAUACCUGAAAAUAGAAAUGAAAGUUUUCGGCUAAAAUACUUGUACAAGUCGAGCCGCUGUCAACAGUAAAACUCCAAAUGGCUGACAUGCAUAAGGUUCGAGCACGAAGCUUAACUUGAUAAAGCUGAGAAACUUAAGCUUAGGUUUGUUUCAUCAGAAUACUCUACUUAGCUGUUUUUCAGAGACCCAGUUGAAGGUGAUAAAAAUAACUUUACUUUAGGGCAUUGUUUGUAAAACACAUUUAAUACAUAACUUACAUGUAACUUUUUAUGGUAGAAAUUAGACGACUGGAAAAAGAUUUUAGUGCUCAAAAAAUUCUCCUAGAGGACGAAGUAAAUUGCCUAAAAGAACGUAUCAAGUAUCUUGAGGAGGCGAGGGGUACCAAAAAUUACACAGAAAAGAAAGAACAAAAAACAGUGUCUGGUGAUGAGAAAAAUGACUGGUAAGUAAAGUGUAACUAUAUAUAUUUACCUGAUUUGAUAAUCAUUUUAUGGAACUUCUUUGGGUAAAAUUCCGCGGGGGGCGGAGGAGGCGGGGGACUCCCAUAUAAAAGUGAUGGGAUGCUCUUUCUUAGGGGUAGAAAUUGCAGUUUUUGGUCUCACUUAGGGUGUUCAUGAUGAAAACCCAUUAUUUUUGCCCAUAAAGAUAUCGUGUAGGAUUAUGCAUAGAGAAUUGUGAAAUGCCUAGUUAAAUAAAUAAGUAAAUGCUGUCAUACUGUCUUGAAGCAUGGUUUUCUUAAGGGGUCAUAUAAAGCCUGAUCCAUGCCCAGAUUGUUGUCCUUUAGGGUUCAAUAAAUUCUAAUUUUCUGAGGAGCAUCCCCUGUGCUUUUGUUUAAGAUUCCUCUCCCCCACAUGCCCUGGGUAAAAUCCUAUGCUGAAAAUUAACUCCCCUCCUCACAAAAAGUUUUGGGAACGCAGCAUGCAAAGAAAGUAGUGCCCGACAGCCCGGGGCUAGUUGAUUUUGUUAUCAGGCUAGUGAGUUCUGUUCUUAACUUGCCCAACGGGCAAGUGAAGUUUUUUUACAGAAGAACUGUGAAAUCAAUUCUUCUCACUAAAACAUUUUUGGGGCUAGUUGAAAUAACGUUUUGGUUAGUAAAUGCUACCUUCAGCUUGCUCGAAUGGCAAGUUGUUAAAAUGACUUUCUCUGCACCCUGGGAGCAGUUGCAUUGUCAAAAAAAAAAAGACAUAGUGGAAAAUCUACUCCAUGGAUAACAAAAUAGUUAUCAUUUGUACGCUAAUGUUAGGUGGGUUGAGAAAAGAUCCAUAUAUUGUAGGAGAGUUGUCUAAUGUCAUUACCAGUUUCUACAGCCUGUACGUGAACUCUUUAUUCAGUUAAAGUGUUUUCCUUCCUUAUAUUUAUUGUACUGUUUCUUUUAUGGUGUAUAGGACGGGUGGUGUAAAAUAUGCCAAGAGAUGUUCUUUUUAAAAUAAAAUUUAAAAAUUGUUCCUGAAAAUGUUGUGCAGUGCCUACUGAAUAUUUGCUUUUAUAAUUAGUUAAAAGGUUGGCUUUGGAAGGUUUCAUUAUCAUACAUUGUUUGUUUCUGUAUUAAACAGUAAUACAACAUAACAUAAUGAUGUAUUAUAUCUGUUGUUAUCCUGCAGUCAGGAAUCAAAAGAGGCUGUGGAAAGUACUUUGUAUACAGAUACCAACUAUUCACCAUCUGCUGAGGAUGACAACUUAGAAGAAAGUGAUCCCUACAUUUUUGAGGUUGGCAAUACAGAGGUCAGUGAAGUCCCUGUUCAAGAUACUCUGUGUCUCAAAGACAAGAAGGUGUCAAAUUCCUUACCGGUAAACAAAAAAUUGAAUUCCAACAAAAGAUUGAAAAAGCUGUCUUCUAAAAAAUCUGGUAGUCUGUCUACCGUGAUAAAUGGAAGCGAUGGAGGUGACCAGCAAAUUGUCUCAGCAACCUCAAGUGUCCAAGAAAUUGUUGCCAAAAAUCAAUGUAGAAGAUCUGAAAGCACUGAAGAAUCAUCUUACACUAAAAGUGAUGAUCAAAACAAUAGAAAUCGGAAGAAAAGAUCAAGCAAUGAGCAAGCAGCAGAGCCAGAAGAGUCCAGUUCCAAAUGUAAACCCAAAGGUGCAAAAAGAGCCUCUUCCAGAAGUAAAGAAAUGGAAGAAAGCAAAGAAGUGUCAAUGGAUGUCGAGGUAGCACAAGUUGAGACUACUAAGGAAUCUGAGACAGUGUGUACAGAAGAAGUCCACAAGAACAACAAAGAUAAAGCUAAAGUGAGGAAGAAAAAAUCCUCAAAAGAUCACGUACAUGCAGAUGAUGAAAAUGAGCAGGAUGACCUUAAAGAGUCCAAGAAGACCAAGAAAAAGAGAUCUUCUGCAGCUGAGCAAGAAUCUGAUGAUGCGUUCCAGGCUGAAAGCAAUGGUAAUAAAUGCAAUGUAAAUACUGAGCCAAAAAACGAAUCCCCUGUCCUCAAAAAACCUAAAGAAAGUUUAAGCAAGAAACUUUCUUCUGGCAAAAAGACAAAGGCAGUUUUUGAGGAGAGUGUGAUCAAAGUAAGUGAGAAGAUUGAAGAUGAGAAAACUGAAACAGAAUGUGCUUCUGCCAGUGACACUAAUGGUACGAACAGUAAUUCCGUAAACAAACAGUUACCAGAUGAACCACUUGGAGAUAUGACCUUCCUCAUCAAUGUCAAUUCUCAGAUCUCUCUCUUUGUAUCCAAUGGCUCACUAGAAGAAUGCGAGCUACAGCCCAUGACUGCCCGGGAAAGAAAUGAUGUCUACAAGAUGGCUCAGCUGUACAAGCUUCGCGCACGUAUUGGCACAAAGUCUGAGAAUAACCUAACAACAGUGCGCCUGUCCAAACAAGCCGAUACAAGGAUGCCAAAGCCUGGUAAAGUUGAUUGCUUACUAAGUGAGCUGAGCAUGGCUUCACUCAAAAAGGGAGUUAAAGAUAGCCCUAAGAACCAAGGCAAGCGAAAAUAUGCCGCAGUUGCAGAUGGAAGUGAGUGUUCUUUGCCUACAGCAUGUACAGAUGAUGAUCAUGACCAAGAAGGUCCUCCAAGGAAGAAAAUUACGAAACUUUCAAGGGCCAAGAAGGUUAAGUCUUGA